Pygocentrus nattereri (red-bellied piranha) is the source of this 3401-nucleotide messenger RNA. It is a transcript of the gene dtnba, whose product is annotated as dystrobrevin, beta a. Gene Ontology annotation, cellular component: synapse; plasma membrane. Gene Ontology annotation, molecular function: zinc ion binding. Gene Ontology annotation, biological process: synaptic signaling. The coding region runs from base 299 to 2185 and encodes 628 amino acids. The record is from RefSeq and is a predicted model, not a curated record. NCBI's taxonomy places the organism in Eukaryota, Metazoa, Chordata, Actinopteri, Characiformes, Serrasalmidae. The transcript has 22 exons.
GGUGUCGGUCACUGUGUGUGAGAUCCAGCAUGUUGAGUCUCCUCCGCUCCGUGUCCCCGCUCCUCCCCCGGAGCUCCCGGCGUUAGAGCUGCACUCUGCCCGGGCUCAGAGCGCCUCUGCCCGGCUUGGGAUGAAACCCCGAGUCGCUGCCGCAGCGCUUUCUGGACUCCAGUGCUGGAGCUGGUAGCCGACGAGCUAACUUCACCUUAACCUUCGGAAAUCACGGAAAUCAGCGAUCAGCGGUGGCGACCCUGCCGCCGCCCCCUUUGCACUAGUUGAGCUCCGGCCACUAAAGAGGAUGAUUGAGGAGGGAGGGAGGACAGGGAAGACCAUGGCAGAGAAAAGGCAGAUUUUUACGGAGAUGAGGUCUCAGAAUUUUGACAUGAUCCGGCUCUCCACAUAUCGCACGGCCUGCAAGCUCCGAUUCGUCCAGAAGAAAUGCAACCUGCACUUGAUGGACGUGUGGAAUAUGAUCGAGGCCUUUCGGGAUAACGGCCUGAACACACUGGAUCAUAACACUGAGCUGAGCGUGUCCAGACUGGAGACCAUUAUCUCCUCCAUCUACUACCAGCUCAACAAACGCCUGCCCACCACCCACCAGAUUAACGUCCAGCAGAGCAUCAACCUUCUGUUCAACUUCUUGUUGGCUGCACAUGACAGUGAAGGCCAGGGGAAGCUGACAGUGUUCUCAGUGAAGGUGAUGCUGGCUAUAAUGUGUGCAGGGAAGAUCGUGGAUAAACUGCGCUAUAUUUUCUCUCAGAUCUCGGACGCUAAUGGAGCGAUGACUCUCUCAAAAUUUGAUCACUUCCUGAGGGAGGGGCUUAAGCUGCCGUCCGCCGUGUUUGAGGGUCCGUCCUUCGGCUACACUGAACACUCCGCCCACGCGUGCUUCCCCCAGCAGAAGAAGGUGAUGCUGAACACAUUUCUGGACACCAUAAUGGUGGACCCUCCCCCUCAGUGUCUCGUCUGGCUGCUCCUCAUGCAUCGCCUCGCUAACGUGGAGAACGUCUUCCACCCAGUUGGUUGCUCAUACUGUCGUAGUGACGGCAUGGUUGGGUUUCGGUAUCGAUGCCAGCAGUGCUUCAACUAUCAGCUCUGCCAGAACUGCUUCUGGCGUGGUCAUGCCAGCGGUAACCAUAGCGACCAUCACCAAAUGAAGGAGCACUCGUCCUGGAAAUCUCCUGCUAAGAAGCUGGGCCAUGCCAUUAGUAAAUCUUUUGGGUGUGUUUCGAACCGUGAGCCCCCUCACCCCAUGUUCCCCGAAAACCCAGAAAGACCACUAGACCUGGCCAACAUUGUUCCACCCCGUCCUGUUCAAAACAGCAUGAAUGACCCAGCUCCGCCCCCCUCUGAAGGCCACACCCCCAUCAAAAGCGUGCAGGGUAUAGCUGCUGCUCAGCGUAUGAAUGAGGAACACGCAUUGAUUGCAGCUUAUGUGGACAGACUCCGGACGAGCCCACGUGCGCUGGACAGUCCCAGUCGAAUGGACGAGGAGCACCGGCUAAUCGCCCGAUACGCAUCUCGGUUAGCAGCCGACCCGAGCAACGCAGCCCAGAGGCCUCAGCAGCUCAGCUUUGAUGCUAACAAGCAGCAACGGCAGCUAAUAGCAGAGCUGGAAAACAAAAACAGGGAGAUCCUGCAGGAGAUCCAGCGUUUGCGUUUGGAGCACGAGCAAGCGUCCCAGCCCACUCCAGAGAAGGCCCAGCAGAACCCCACCCUCCUGGCUGAACUCAGGCUGCUCAGGCAGAGGAAGGAUGAGCUGGAGCAGAGGAUGUCUGCUCUGCAGGAGAGCCGGAGGGAGCUAAUGGUGCAGCUAGAGGGGCUGAUGAAACUGCUGAAGGAAGAGGAGCAGAGGCAGGCUGCUCAGGCAGCUGGCUCUCCUCAGACAUCACCUGGCCAAGGCUCUUCUCGUGCAAUCCCCAUGCCCAUCCGGUCUGCGGGCACCACGCCCACCCACACAGGCCACGCCCCCUCCCACAUGCCCCAGGACUCUCUGUCUGGAGUGGGCGGAGACGUGCAGGAGGCUUUUGCUCAGGGAGCACGUAGGAAUCUGCGUAAUGAUCUUCUAGUGGCAGCUGACUCCAUCACCAACACCAUGUCCUCUUUAGUCAAGGAGUUGCACACUGUGGAGGAUGGAGGGGAUGAAGAGGAUGAGAGAUUACAGAAUGGGAAGGACAGAGGUUAAGCCAAAUGUGAAGCUAGCGAUACCAAGUGCGGUGAUUGGACGGCAGAGAGCGGUCACUCGGCAGGCUCCGCCCGAAGAAACCAGGCACAUCAUUCAGCCACUGCUGUCGCCAUGACAACAUCGCAUCAACCAAGCCUGGGGUUUAGUGGUGGCUCGACCACUCAGAGGAUAGUUUGAGGAUGUGGGCAGGGGCGUCGUCGUGUCCACUGUUGGUCACUGUGGAUGUUGUUUUUUUGUUGUUGUUGUUGUUAUUAUUUUGUUGUUGUUCUUGUUUUGCUGAACCUUCUUUGAUUAGUGUAGUUUGGCUUCGCUCGUUGAUUUGGGAGUGUUUCAUUAGCGAUUGAUGAUGCUGCGCCAAAAGGUAUCACAGAACUACUGAUUAGGUCCAGAGACGAUGUGCUCGUGAGCGUCAGAUUGAUUGGCGGCUCAAAGACGCGCCCGUUAACGGUUUAUAGAAAGUAGCGUGGCUCGGUGGACGGAGUGAAUGGGUGAUGGAGGGAGAAGAAAGGUGGGGAAAAGUGGAAGGAUGGUUGAAUGUAUUAACGGUGGGCUGGCGAUGAGUUAAGCAGGUUGUUUUGUGGCUGUGGUGAUGUUGAUUGGGGGUCAAGUUGAUGAAGAUUGAAGAAAGACUUAUUGCUGUAUGACUGGUCUGCUUAAAGGGGAAUUCCACCGAAUUUUCCAAAUUUCUGCAAAAUUCAGUCGUUGGGAUGUGAACAAAGUCGUUCAGAGUGGUUUGGUGCAAAAUGGUUCAUUGUAGAGAAAUUAAAAAAUUCAGACUUCUUUACAGCGGUGGCGAAAGGAACCAGGGGUCCCGCUUUCUACACAGAUCUAGUCAUUUUCUUUGCUGAUCUUUUUGUUUGUUUGUUUGUUUUUCUAGGUAACGGUGCCUUACGAGUGAGUAUGUUUCUCAGAACUGUCAUGAAUCAAUGAGUGCGCUUACAUGCACCUCAUAAUCCGAUAACUACAGAAAAUCAAUGCGUUUAGAUGCAUUUGACUAUUCGGAUAAUGUGAAACUCCGGGUCUGUAUGAAUCAGACAGUAAUCAGAGUUCUGCUUUACAACCGGCCGGUAAACUCACGGAAGAAAAUGCGAUGAAAACGUAACGUAAAACUCAAAAAACGCCUUUUUUUUAACAUUGAUCCACUUUAUCUGGAAAAUAUGAACACACAUCAUCUAGAAGAUGAAGAAUAUUUGGUAACACUUUAUUUGAAGGCUCC